ACCAAGAAUACUGACAAUGGAUCAACCUAUUGUAGAACUUGCUGAUAUCGAGCAUCAAAAGGAAAACAUUCAACCACUGCGGAGUGGUCGCAGUGCAGCUGCCCUAGCAGAGAGAUUUGCCGACUCUGCAGCAAAAUGCACUGCUACCAGUAGUACAUAUAAUGUACAGCAGCAGUUACACAUGGCUGAUCUUGAACGUCAGCGUCAGUCGUUGGAGGACGCUCUUGCUUCUGUUUCGGACACUUCAGAUGACGAUCCUUUAGAUCCAUUCCAUCGCUACAUCCGAUGGGUCGAACAAUACUAUUCUCAAGAUCAUCCUUCCUACAUGAGAGUUUUAGAGAAUGCCAUUCGUCGCUUUCGCAAGGACUUUCGCUACAAAAACGAUCCUCGCCAUCUGAUGCUAUGGAUGCGGCUUGCUAAACGCACCCCAAAUCCUGUCGAUAUUUUCAAGUACUUGAGUGUCAACGAAAUUGGACUACAGACAGCCCUGUAUUAUGAAGAGUAUGCUACACUUAUGGAAACCUGUUGCAAAUUUAAAGAAGCGCAAGAGAUUCUUACUCUUGGUAUCAACAGGAAUGCCCAGCCUGUUGAUAGACUUACCCGCUCAAGAAAAGAGUUUUUGGCUCGAAGAUCUACUGCUGCAAUUUCUGAAGAACUUGACCCGACCCUUGAUGAGAACCAGCAAUCUGAUUUAGACUCCAGAAAACCGCUGGAAAAUAUUGUUUCUUCUGCAUCCAGAUCCCAGUCGGCAACUCAGCAACAUCAAGUCUUAUCAUCUCGCUCUGCUAUUGGACAACGACAAGGCAAAAUUAAAGUGUUUGUAGAUGCUGACCCCAAUACAGAUUCUGUUAGUCUUGAAAAUAGAGUCAUGCCCACUACUUCUUUAUCUAAUCCAUGGCCUAUAUAUGACGGCGAAAGCCAGCGGCGUAAAGAGAAUGUUCCUGAACCUACCAAAUGGGUUGGAGCGACUUUUCCCCAAAAGCAACCUCUCAAAAAACCGAUAUCUGCCGAUAUAAAGAUUCCAGUAUACCAAGACAAGUUGGAGCAAGCAUUUGUUGAACCUGAAAAACGCAUAAACCCAAAUGGAAAUCAAACAGUUCUUCACGAAGUGCCUCCAUCUAGCAAACAUACUACACUGCUCCAGUCAUUAGAUCGUGAUUUAUCGCCAGUCAAUAAAAUUGCAGCCCUUCCAACUGUAGAACCUGCCUUACCGCGUCCACCAGUAUUGCCAACGAAUUCUGUCGCUAUCAAUAAGUCUAACGCAGCAAAAGAUUUUGCAUGUGCUUGGAAAAAAGAUUUAUUUUUUGCUGAUGGACUAGAGCUUUCCUUUGAAGAAUAUCGUGCUCAAAUUCCACGAUAUAGGUUUGUUCAAAAAUUAACUUUUCCACUAUCACACACUCAGAAAAAUACCCAAAUUGAUAAUGCACCAAUGGAUAUCUCUAUGAGAUUGAAUAACAAUACCCAGCCCCAAUCAAGUCGAUCAAGAGAUGCUGGAUUGUCCACUCAACCUUUUACUAUUUCCACAAACCAUCAACAAUCAUCUCGGCCUUUUGUUCAACACAAUAUUUCAAAAGCAAAGGAAAUUUCAUCACCAACAAUUAACACCAAAGCAGCAAUGGAAGAUAUUUUCAAAAUGUUUAGUGUACCGCUCACUGCUGAUGAUCCUAAAAACGCUCAAAUAUCUGAGACUGGUGCUGACUGGGACGAUGAUGAAGAAACAAUAUCAAGCAAAAUAUAUCGGCCCACAUCUGCCAAUUUCAAAAUUGGUGUAUUUCAUGAUGAAGAAAACGAAGGCAGUACAUUGCAGCAAAUGAAUGAUCAGGCCGAUUUGGUUCCUAUAUCUCAACGUGUAUUUGGCAGUAAUUUGUCAUCAUCAGCACAACAACUGCCACCUCAUCCCAUGCAGUCUUUGAAAACUGAUCAUGCUACCUCUAUUCUUUUACGUGAAAACAAGGGGCUGAAGAAUGCAAGUCAACAUGCUUUAUCUGGUUUGGCUGACGAAUUACCACUUCAUGGUGCAAAUACUCGACCCACAUCUGAAAAUUCACUUCUUAUGCAUUCAACACCGUACUCAUCAGUUAGAAGUGGCGACGUGAUGCAAGACAAAUCCAUCAAUGUUGAAAGAAACAUGACCACCAUUUCAAGGGCUCGAAUGAUUUUUGGACAAACUCUCGAUCCAAUGACGCCCAUUACCGAGGCUAGUAGUGAACUUGAUCGCACAAUUGGUGGGCUAAGUACUGUUUGCAGCCAAGCUACCUUAUCUGGCAUCUCAACUAUUUUAGAAGAGGUGGAUGAUACCAUGGCAUAUAAACGAAGACCCCUUGACACUGCAUCUGACGAUUUAAAUAUUACUGCUGACACUAAACAGACUCAUGCGAUUUUUGACGAUGAUAACAUGUCUAGGGAGAAAAAAUGCUAUAUCGGUAAUAAAAUUAUUCACUCUAUGAAUGACACAGAUAUAGAUUAUAGCAACUGCGUGCGUAAUCUACACAUGUCCCAUCAAGCAGUAGCUGAACCGUGUUUGCCUCAAAAUGCCAUGACUGGAUACUCUAUGCAAGCACAAGACAAUGACCAAGCUCUUAUUAUUGAUGUUCCCAAUCCUUGUGAUCCAAAUGACAAAAAUAUUCAGCAGACUAUUCUUGCUAUUUCGCCAUCUACAUCUCAAAAGAAUACGUCUCCUAUCUAUGAUCAUGGCGACUCUGACGCAAUUCUCCCGGUUGACAAGAGCCGCAACAAGUACACAGACAUACAUCUUGACUCUGUGGGCGUGCUAAAUGUUCUUGGUCAUUUGGGUAAUGGCGCGUUUGCCCAAGUAUACCUUGUUCAGCGCGAUCUUGACCAACUAGAUGCGCCAUUAAGCGAUGCAGACCUAGCUAAUCUUCUCGACGAUAGCUUUAGUAAUGACUUUAAUGGCUAUGAAGAAAAGAAAUCAUACAAUACUACACUUACACCGCAUAUAUAUGCUCUCAAGAUUCAGUCACCGCCAUCAAGCUGGGAACACUAUAUUCUAUGCACCCUUCAACACCGUGUUCCUGAUGACAUGCUUGAUUCUAUUGUAUGGUGCUACUCCAUGUAUAUGUAUAGAAACUGCUCCAUGAUGCUUCUUCCACAUUGUAAAUACGGAUCAAUACUUGAUUGUUUGAAUACUGUAUCUACAAACUCCUAUGGCGUUGAUGGUGCUGGCGUCAAUGAGGCUUUGGCUGUAUUUUGGACAAUUGAAAUGCUAAAGAUAGUUGCUGGAAUUCAUGCCGUUGGGGUGAUUCAUGGAGACAUUAAAGCCGAUAACGUCAUGCUGCGGUUUGAAAGCGACUCUGCUAAACAGAGAAAUAUAAGUGAAGCUUCUAGUCUGCAAGCACAGUACCAAGCUGGCGGUAGUGGUGGCUGGUCGAGCAAAGGGCUAAUGGUGGUCGAUUGGGGGAGGAGUAUUGAUCUCAAAAUGUUUGAUAUGGAACAGUUGUUUAUUACUCCAGUGCCUACAGCAAAGUCUAAUACGGGACGUGGCGGAUCAGUGUCAGUGGACGAGUCUAUUGAGUGUCUUGAAGUGCGUACUGGUUGCUGUUGGAAAUUCCAGCCGGAUUGGUAUGGGGUUGCAAGUAUAGCACAUUUACUUUUAUUUCGUACCGAUAUGCAAGUUGUCAAUGACAUGGAUGCUCAACCAUUUGGCCAACAAACACGGCUUAAACUUAAACGACCGCUGAAGCGCAACUGGCAAACAGGACUAUGGACAAGAUUGUUUGAUAUCUUGCUCAACAGUGGGAUGUAUGGUGCAGGGACCGCCGAUGAUUGUAUAGCUGCUAUUGAUCCUGUUCGAGUAGAGUUUGAGCAGUGGUUGGAGAAAUCAAGCGUACGUGGAUCUACUAUGCUGAGGGGGCUAUUAUCUUCUGUUCAAGCAACUGCAAUGGAAAAACGGAGGCAUCAGGCACGCUGA
Batrachochytrium dendrobatidis JAM81 is the source of this 3928-nucleotide messenger RNA. RefSeq lists its product as uncharacterized. The coding region runs from base 17 to 3928 and encodes 1303 amino acids. Gene Ontology annotation, molecular function: ATP binding; protein kinase activity. Gene Ontology annotation, cellular component: nucleus. NCBI's taxonomy places the organism in Eukaryota, Fungi, Chytridiomycota, Chytridiomycetes, Rhizophydiales. Gene Ontology annotation, biological process: protein phosphorylation; mitotic spindle assembly checkpoint signaling; meiotic sister chromatid cohesion, centromeric. The record is from RefSeq and is a predicted model, not a curated record. The transcript is spliced from 4 exons.